AUGACCACAUUUCCAAAGUCCUUCUUGGCCGCUGUCGUCAAGCAGCUGCUCCGGGGCAAGUCUUUGAUACAGGCUUUAAUUGCCUUCUGUAUCACCCCUCAGUCCGUUUCCGGGACCAGGCCAACAGUCGAGUGCUCCAAGACCGCAACGGCAACAACAUCGACACGGAACGUCGAUGAGUUCCUGAAGGGGGCCGAAGACCUCCUCAUCGGCCCAUUGCUUGGCGAUGGCCUCCUUGAGUUGUCCAAUGCUCUGAAGGCCCAGUUCAGGGACAAGCUGCAGACGAGCAUGGCCUGCAUGCUCCCGUCGUACAACCAUCAGCUCCCCGGCGGGCACGAAGUCGGCCAGUAUCUGGCCGUGGAUGUGGGCGGAUCGACGCUGCGUGUCGCAUUGGUGGAGUUGCGGGGCCGGGACUCCAAGGGGAGCGAGAGCGAGAUUGUGCGGAUGAGCUCGUUCAAGAUCGACAACGACAUCAGGAAUCUGGAGGGCAUGGCCUUUUUCGACUGGAUGGCUCAGAGAAUAUGGGACAUGGUGUCUCAAGACGGACAGGACACUUCACGACCCACGCCUGUUGCCUUGGCUUGGAGCUUCCCCAUUGAGCAAACAUCAUUGAAAGGUGGCCGCAUCCACGGCAUGGGUAAGGGAUUUCUCGCCGCCGAGGGUCUCAUGGGACAAGACCUCGGCGAGGUGAUCGAGUCCGCCUGCGCGGCGAGGGGCAUGAACGUCCAGCUGCGCGUCAUCCUCAACGAUGGAGGCGCCACGCUCCUCUCGCAGGCCUACAUCCACCCAGCCACGCGGUUCGGCCUCAUCCUCGGCACCGGCGUCAACAUCGCCGCCUACCUGCCCGUAUCUCUCAUCGGGAAGCCCAAGUUCGGCGACCGGCCGCGGGAAUGGUGGGACGAGGCGCGCGACGUCAUCGUCAACACGGAGCUCGGUAUGUUCGGGCAGGAUGUUCUGAGCGUGACGCGUUGGGAUGCACUGCUGAAGCAGGGGCAUCCAAGGCCAGAUUUCCAGCCUCUGGAGCAGAUGGUGAGCGGGUACUACCUCGGUGAGGUGGUGAGGAUCGCCUUGGUCGAGGCGAUCCGGACGACGGGCCUCUUUGGCGGCGUCGUGCCCAAGUCGCUCGACGAGCCGUAUUCUCUUGCAUCGGAAACAAUAUCUGCCAUUGAAGGAGAUGCGACGCCGUUGUUUACGUCGUCCAUCGAUCUCUUCGUCGCACGCCACCCCUCGUCUCACACACCAACCUCAUCCGACAUAUCGGCCCUCCGUUCCCUCGCGUCCUUCGUCUCGAGGAGAUCGGCCGCCAUCAUCGCCGCGUGCCUACACGCCAUCUGGUCCCUCCGCCUCGAGGCGCUGGGCAGGGAGGAGCCAGAAGACGAGUUUCCCGACAGGCUAGGGCAGGAGUCGGGUCUGGUGCGGACGAUGGUCGCGUACAACGGCAGCGUGAUCGAGUACUAUCCGGGCUAUCUGGCCAUGUGUCAGGGUUACGUGGAUGCUCUGGUCAACAGGAAGGACAGGAGCAUCAGCCUCGUGCCAGCGAAGGAGAGCUCAUUGCUGGGGGCAGGCGUUGCGCUGGCGAGGACGUGCAACGCACCUGCGUGA
Messenger RNA from Colletotrichum higginsianum IMI 349063, 1602 nucleotides. RefSeq names its product Hexokinase. The transcript is spliced from 3 exons. Lineage: Eukaryota; Fungi; Ascomycota; Sordariomycetes; Glomerellales; Glomerellaceae. Gene Ontology annotation, molecular function: D-glucose binding; fructokinase activity; ATP binding. Bases 1 to 1602 code for a protein of 533 amino acids. Gene Ontology annotation, cellular component: cytosol; mitochondrion. Gene Ontology annotation, biological process: intracellular glucose homeostasis; glucose 6-phosphate metabolic process; glycolytic process. The record is from RefSeq and is a predicted model, not a curated record.